Molecule: messenger RNA, 1029 nt
Organism: Strongylus vulgaris
Lineage: Eukaryota; Metazoa; Nematoda; Chromadorea; Rhabditida; Strongylidae
Source: the annotation of a GenBank genome assembly
AUGGCGUCUUGCUCGUUGUAUGCAAUGUCCCUGUUGUGCAUCAUUGUAGGUGGUAUCCGAUCCGCAAAUUUUGUUAAAUAUCAAAUGAGCAAGAAACGGCUACUUGAGGCGUCCAUCUCGCUUUCCGAAGCAAAGAAGUUCCCUCUCACUGCUUCAGCGGUUCUUUUCUCGCUGUAUUUGUUUUUCAAGCCGAAUGGCCGUGAGUGGCUUAUGGGAGUUGGAGGCAACUACUUACCUGAAACUUAUUCUGCGAUGGUCAAUAAAACGCUCGCUAAAAGCGAAGGCCCGAGCUUAUUUUCAAGAAUCGAGCAACGGCUACCUGAGAACAUGCGGCCAUACUUAGAAUACGUUCCCUCAUUAACAAAGGAUCACGUCAUGAAGUUUUUGUUAGUGCUUCUUUGCUACGAAGGUUGUGUUGCCCUUGCCGCAAUUCUAAAACCCUUAUUUUCGUUUAUUCUCUCACGGCUUCCCAUUGGUAACCGUCGACCUCGUCUCAAUCUACCAUAUUUUCUUUCGCUUAGGCAAGGAAAAAAAGAAAUGGAUCAAGGAGACAUUGAAGAUGCAAAGAAAGACGAUUAUGAAUACACAUUCAAGAUUGAAGUGGAUACGCAUGAUAUAGUAGCUAUCGCUGUCUGUCUACUAGUUGGUAUCUCUCACAUAUAUCAGCGACACUGGAUCACAAACAACAUCAUUGGUAUAGCAUUUUCUAUCUAUGGUAUUGAAAAUCUUCAUCUGAGUAGUUUCAAGGCUGGAUCUCUUCUUCUCGCUGGUCUUUUCAUCUAUGACAUUUUCUGGGUCUUCGCCACGGAUGUGAUGACUUCUGUUGCUAAGGGUAUCGAUGCGCCCAUUCUAUUGCAAUUUCCCCAAGAUCUCCUCAGACACGGAUGGAAAGAAGCCACCAAGCACAGCAUGCUGGGCUUGGGAGAUAUAGUUAUUCCUGGAAUAUUCAUUGCCCUCUUGAGGAGGUUUGAUUUAAGGAUCACAGAAAAGGAUUCGAAGAAGAAAAGGAAGAUUCUUAAGGUUUUUUUU